Molecule: messenger RNA, 795 nt
Organism: Chrysochloris asiatica (Cape golden mole)
Lineage: Eukaryota; Metazoa; Chordata; Mammalia; Afrosoricida; Chrysochloridae
Source: RefSeq, a predicted model, not a curated record
AUGACGCGGCGGCUAGGGGCUCCUGGGUGGCCCAGUGUAUUGCGCUCGGGGCUUGCGCACCGCCAGGCGCGGCCUCCCCUGAAGGGCGGGCGGCUGGCCCCGCCGCAGCUGCAGCUCCUCGUGGGGGCCCGGCCGUGGCCGCACGUUUGCACUACGCACGCGCGUCCCACGCGCCGCGAGUCUCCCGCGCGCCCGCCCAGUUCGGCCGCCCAGCUUAACACGCACGCGCGCCCCACGCGGCCGGGGCUUUGGCGCCCCCGCCUCACCGGGCCCGGGCGCCUCCUGCGCGCUCCUUUCCCUCCGGAAGAUAUUAGAUGUACCCGCUACCCGCUCCUCGCGGGCCGUCGUGCAAUGCUAUCCGCGCUCCGCGCGCCCCUCCUCCUCAAGUCCGUCCUCUCUGAAACCUUGGCAGCGAAGAGGGAUCACAUUUCCUUUGUCAUCGGGCCAUUUCGCCCUCUUCUAAGUCCCCCCUCCGAUCCUGAGCCACGGGGACGGAGUCUUCUCCUGGGCACGCUGGAGUCAGUGGAAUCUGCAAUGUCCCCACGCGCCGAGCUCAGGAGCCGCGUGGUCAAUGCUGCCCGCCAGCACCCGCGUCAUCUUCCUUCUGGAACGAGUCGCGGAACAGGAAUUGGGUGGCCUACCAGGCUUUGCACAUGCGGGCCCUGGCCUCCCAGGGCUUUCACAACACCCCCACUUCGAGCGGCGUGUGCGCGCGCGCACCCCCUCUUUCUCUGCUUUGCCGCCUCUUCCUCCUUCACCUCCUCCUCUUCUCAGUACGCUGGUUAUUGGGAGUGA